UGAUGAUCAGUGUAGCCCCAGCAGUGCCACCUGUCAGUGUCCAUCAAUGCCAGCUGUCAGUGCUCAUCCAUGCCACCUGCCAGUGCCAUCAGUGCCACAUCAAUGCAGUGCCUACCAGUGCACAUCAAUGCCAUAUAUCAGUGCCCAUUUGAGCUGUCUUUCAGUGCUACCUAUCAGUGCCAGUCAAUGCCACCUAUCAAUGCCAGUCAGUGCCACCUAUCAGUGCUGCCAAUCAGUGCUGCCUAUCAGUGCCAUCAGUGCCGCCUAUCAGUGCGCAUAAGUGCCGCCUAUCAGUGCAGCCUAACAGUGCCAGUCAGUGCCGCCUAUCAGUGCCAGUUAGUGCCGCCUAUCAGUGCCGCCUAUCAGUGCCACCUAUCAGUGCUGCCUUUCAGUGCCCAUCAGUGAUGCUUGUCAAUGCCCAUCAGUGCCACCUACCAGUGCCUCCUCAUCAGUG
Staurois parvus is the source of this 454-nucleotide messenger RNA. Lineage: Eukaryota; Metazoa; Chordata; Amphibia; Anura; Ranidae. The record is from the annotation of a GenBank genome assembly.